Messenger RNA from Anguilla anguilla (European eel), 2024 nucleotides. RefSeq names its product nucleic acid binding protein 1a (gene nabp1a). The record is from RefSeq and is a predicted model, not a curated record. The transcript has 6 exons. Gene Ontology annotation, biological process: mitotic cell cycle checkpoint signaling; double-strand break repair via homologous recombination; response to ionizing radiation. Gene Ontology annotation, cellular component: SOSS complex. The coding region runs from base 909 to 1562 and encodes 217 amino acids. NCBI's taxonomy places the organism in Eukaryota, Metazoa, Chordata, Actinopteri, Anguilliformes, Anguillidae. Gene Ontology annotation, molecular function: DNA binding.
GCAUUGUUUGGAAAGAGGAGGAGUUGCUGAAUGUAAUGCGAUUUAAAUGGUACAGAAAGCGUGAAAAAAUAGACUUUAUCAAUUGAGAAAUUAGCGCCAGGUCUUUAAGUGUAAACGUAUGUUAAAGAGUAACACUUAAACUUUAGAUAGGAACCUAAAAUAUAUAGUUGGUUAGCUGGCUACAUAGUAACGUUAGCUAGACUAUACUGUGACAAAAGUUAACCCGCUCACAAAAGACGCUCAGUUAUUCCGUCGUUUCUUUAUAAAAAUAGAAUUUUCAAAUAAAGCUAGGCCCCGGUGCCUCAAUGUUCGGUAAACAGCGCAUUCCCCAGAAAUCUGGGUGUCAGUAGACAAGUCUUUUGUGAUUGAAGCUCACCAUUGUAAAACGGAUUUAGCGAACGACCCUGACUCAGAUCUAAGACGUUCAGGCUACAGAGAAUGUCGGAAACAUUGUAACCAAAUUUAAGUCCGGAUAAUGACCAAGAAUCGGAGCAUCUUAUUGUGUCUAAAUCUAAAUUAACAUAGGCUAGCUGUAGCCUGAUUACGGAUAAUUCAAUAUUGAGAUGUGUGGGUUUACUGUAUUAGAUGAACCCGUACAGAGGAAGUGAGUCAAUUCUAGUUGUGAUAUCAAGCAAGCUUGGUGGCUAUAGCUAGGUAUAUUUAAAAGCGAAAGUUCAUACCAUAUACAUUUUGAUCGGAAGAUUAAUUUUCCCUUCGGAAUACAUUUGGCUGCUAUUUUCCGUACAUUUAGAACUUGUCAAGGCGAACAGUCUUAUUCAUGAUCAGCUAGCUAGCUAGUUGAAUUUCACCUUUGCUGGCUAGCUAGCCGGUUCCCACACCCGAAUGCUGCUGAGUGUUUUAAUGGCAAUCUAGCUAACUAGCUAGCUACAUUCCCCAGUCUCCUCAUUAUGUCGAACAUACCAAACGAAGCCGUGUUCUUGAUAAAAGAUGUAAAGCCUGGAUUGAAAAAUUUAAAUAUCAUCUUUAUUGUUUUGGAAAUAGGCCGAGUAACCAAGACAAAGGAUGGCCACGAGGUGAGGUCCUGUAAGGUUGCGGACAAGAGUGGCAGCAUCACCAUCUCUGUGUGGGACGAGCUCGGCAGCCUCAUCCAGCCCGGCGACAUCAUUCGUCUGACCAGAGGGUACGCGUCCAUCUGGAAGGGAUGUCUGACCCUCUACACAGGACGAGGUGGAGACCUUCAAAAGAUCGGAGAGUUUUGUAUGGUCUACUCCGAAGUGCCCAAUUUCAGUGAGCCAAACCCAGAGCUGCUGGCCCAGGCCAACCUGCAGAACAAAACGGCCAAAGCUGAACAGUCUGGAAACUUCCCAGCCAAUCAGAAUUCAGGUACUUCUGCACAGACUGGAAACGGUUCCCUACAGACUUACUCCACAAACAGUUCCUCCCCUGCACCCCGGGACCCAAGCUUUGGGGCUCUGGGGCGGGUCAAUGGGCGUAUCCCAGGAAACGGCACCUCCGCAGGCCCGGCAGGAGGCCCAGCAGCCACGCCAAAACCGUCUGUCACCAUCAGCAAUGGCCGGGACCCAAGACGCGCAAAGAGAUGAGACUGAGGAACACCGCAACGCCCCUCCCCCUCCUCCUCCCCUGUCCCGGCAGGGAAACGCACAGAACCACCCCUCACCCUUGCGCCAGAAAUGCCAUGCCCCAAAACCCACCCCUGCCAUGCCAUGCCCAACCUGACUGAUUCUAUUUGCUAAAAACUAUUCACCCUACUUGAACACUUAAUGCACUUUCUAUUUCUUAAUUUAUGAUGAAUUUAAGUCAUUGCUGUAAUUUUCUUCAGGAAUCUUUUCUUUUUUCUUUUGCUUGUUUGAGAUGGCCAAGUUGAAUUUUAUUUUGAUCUCAAGAAGUUACAAACCUGCUGCUUCAUUUUGUUCUUGCUCACCCCACCACCCCCAGCCUGACCAGAAUAUGCCAGAAGUGAGUGUGAAAAGUAAAGGUGGUAGUUUUAUUUCUACAGGUAGGCUAACUUGAUUAGUAUAAAAUAAAAAAGGUGAAACCCCCAA